Messenger RNA from Phytophthora nicotianae INRA-310, 1149 nucleotides. RefSeq lists its product as hypothetical. Bases 1 to 1149 code for a protein of 382 amino acids. Gene Ontology annotation, molecular function: sucrose alpha-glucosidase activity. The record is from RefSeq and is a predicted model, not a curated record. NCBI's taxonomy places the organism in Eukaryota, Oomycota, Peronosporomycetes, Peronosporales, Peronosporaceae. Gene Ontology annotation, biological process: sucrose catabolic process. The transcript has 2 exons.
AUGAAGGACGAGGACGGUGAGCUCCACAACAUUAUGCUUUUUGGUGCUGAAGGCGAUCAGAACCGCUACCCGAUGCGGGCCACAGGCUGGUUCUCGGGUGGGGGCUGCGGCGUUGAGACCGAUCCGGAUGUUGGCUCUUCACCCCACGGAUGGUCGGCGUAUCGGACCGUUGCGACUGAUACACUAGCAGCAUUUAUACCGACAACAACGACAAGAACGUCCUCAUCGGUUGGAUGGGACGGUAGGCUGUCGGUACCGCGUGAGGUCGGAGUUGCCAUCGUUCGUGACAUCUACGACGUCGACCAGCACCUGGUUGGCAAGGGCGACUGGAUCGUGUCCGACUCGAAGGACAUCAUCAAGUCGCUCGGGGUGAAGCCGCUGAGCAACCUGCAGCUGCUCCGCAACGAGAACUCGCUUGAGCAUGUGGCCAGCGUGUCGGUGAACGGUUUGUCGCAGGUUCUGAACUCGACGGGCGCUUCGUUCGAACUGAUCGCUGAGGUGGCGGACUUCGAGCGUGGCAACGAGGUGGGUUUCGAGGUGCACCGCAGCUCUACCGGCAACAAAGAAGCUACGAUCGUGUACGGCGACGCGGAGAAGAAGGUGAUCAUUGACCGAACGAAGGGUUCAACUGCUGACUGCGCUGUUUUCGCUGAUAACAACAUGAAACCAAUCUCGGAGUCGAUUUGGGGCCACUUCUACCUGUACGACCUGUUUAACGGCGCUUCUCAGAGCGACGUGGGCGAGACCACCCGCGAAAAGUUGAGUUUCCACGUGUUCGUAGACGUGUCGAGCGUCGAGGUAUUUGUGAACGACCGCUUCUCGCUGUCGGCUCGUAUCUACCCAUGCGCGACGCAGUCCAAGUCGGACGGCAUUGCCCUGACGGCUUCAGGUGAUGCCAUAUUCCGCGCAGGAUGGCCUGGAUCUCGGGGUCCGCCAUGCCGCGACUCGCAAGCGCCUCGUUGGUCUCUCCGCUUGAAUCUUGUACAAGACUUUCCGCAGGCACUCUCGGUGGUUUGGGUCAAGCGUCAGCCCCUUCUCGUAGCUCACGCGGGCUUUCUAGAACUCCUUCAUCAAGCACUGGAUGGUGCCCAUGCACAACACCUUGACGUGAGCUCGAUGACCUUAUUACCGUCCUUCUUGGCCUCGUAG